AUGGCUUCUCACGUGGAAGGUUUUCGUAGGAAAAGAAAAGCUGGAAAAGAGCCUGGAGGUCCACCACAAAAGGUAGCUUCUCCUUCAGUUACGUCUCAAGCACCAAGAGGUAUAAAUGUUGCUGAAUUUGCUGAAGCAAGAGCCCUGGAGUUGCACAACAUGAUUCAGGAAAUUAGCACGGCUGACAAGAAGGGAAGCAAAAGAGUUUUUCAAAGUUUGCCAAAACACAUGAGAAGACGAGCUGCUAGUUACAAUGUGAAGAGAAUGCCUGUUAGGCUGCGGGAACUUGGAAAGAAGGAGGAAAAGAAUCAAACUGACACCCCUAAGCAGAAGAAAUCUCGUCGUCAAAGAAGAAAGCCAAAGUCUUUACUAAAUGACUACAACAGACGCAAGAAGAACAAUGUUUGGCUAGAAACACACAUCUGGCAUGCCAAGAGGAUGAAAAUGGUAAAUGUAUGGGGCUAUAAGCUGGCUGAACAUCCCAGUGACAAGAGUUUCCGAGCUUGUCACCGAGCUGUCAGUAACACAUGCUUGUUACAGGACAUCUCCUACUACUGUUGUAUUGAAGUCAAGGGCAACAAGUGUGAAAUCAUAUCAGCAAUGAGUAAAAUUACAAGAAAAGAACUAGGUCCAACGAUAGCUUCAAUAGAAUAUAUGAAUACUGGGAAAGAAGGACAUGUAAUGCUCUAUCAUCCUGAUCGAUACCCCUAUGGUGCAAUUGGACCAGCAUCAUUUCUAUGGCGACAGUUCUCUACAAUUGAAUGCAAUUCUGAUGAACCAUUGUCCCAGCUAUGGAUCUGGGUACACGCAUCUUGCUUUGACGAGGCUCUGAAUGUCAUUCAGAAAGUCUGUUCAAAUGUGUCAAUGAGUGAACUAUCUGAACGUGCUUUAGAUAAUUGUAAUGAAGAGGAUAAAAGUGAAAAGUCAAGGAAGAACAGCACCAUUGUUUCUUCGCUGCAGUUUGAUUUGGCUCGUCUUCGUCUUACUGGGCCUUUAGCUCAUGCUUUACUUGUGGACAUGUUGGAAGUUAUAUGUGACAGAAAUGUCCUAGCUAAUGGAGAACAAAAUGCAAAGGAAGCAUCGACAUUUCAGGACCUGAAUGGAGUUUGUGAAAGCAAUAAUAAUUCCAAGGAAUCAAGCCAUCAAAGUCACAGACAGGAUCAAAGUGAUGAUGAAGCUACUAAACUUUGGAAAGGGCUGAAAUCAGUGUCCUAUUCUUCUGCUCUUAAGCCUAACUGUACAAUAGGACUAAGUGUCCAGGACCCUAGACUUGGCCUUCCUGGCAAAAGAACCGGUAUUGAUGCAACAGUUGUAGAGAAGAAGACUGGAGAAAGUGAUGCCACUUUAUCACAUUUACUACAUUCCAAGUGGCCAUCAAGUGUUGCAGCAUCAUCUCUGUGGGAUGCUGAUAUUCGAAACCAUGUGAAAGAAACAAAAAUGGAUGAUCAUCAACUGAACAGCUUGCGAUCAAACCUUCUGUUGUCGGGUACCAAAUUAGAGCUGGGAACCAAGGAAUCACAUGUUCCUAUACUGCUUAUUCAACAACCAGGACAAAAUGGAUAUGGAGCUGGGUGGGACAUAAUUCUGCCAGCUGGAUGGACAAUGCCUUUUUGGAUAGCUUUGGUGUAUCGAGGAGCUCGCGUAGGGGGCCUACGAGAAAGCAGGAAUUGUUCCCUGGAAUCUGAGGUCCCUCAUUUCCCACAUGACGUUCCUGAUACGCAAGCUGGCAAAAACUACAACAACGAAAUCCAGAAUGAAGGUGAAACUAAGUAUUCACGGUACCCCCCUGACAAACGACCUAACUAUGAAAAGCUUGGUAUUUCUUCACCGUUCUCCAAUCCAUGGAAUAAACUAGUGAACGAGUGGUCUGUUGAAUCUAGGAAAAUAUUGGAAAACAGCGAAUCAACUACGACCAACCUUGCUUCAGCAACGAAUGACUCCGUGUCACGUCCGAACGAUACCAAAUCUUCUCGGAACAAUUUUGAAUCUCUUUCAAUUAACAAUGAUUCCGGUGAUAAGCAAGAUGAAUUUUUUUAUGUUUUACGCGAUGUAUCAAAAGUUAGUCAUCUGCGAAACAUGUUCAAAGAACCAAGUGCUAAAAACAAGCGAACACAUUGCACUGAAGAUAACUUCAAUUUGAAUCAUCUUACUAGCAUCAUAGACAAUAGCAGAAAUGCUUUGGUUGCGGUGUCGCUGCGCAUGGUAAAUCAAGGGUUUCCGCUGCCCAUUGCAACCAUAUCUAUUCCAAGUGCAUCCGACUUAAAAGAACUAGAAAAGUGCAAGAAGUACGGGGGUCCAACGGAGCCUUUGCAUAAGGGACCAAAACGUCAAUUCAUUUCAAAAGUGAGUAAUGUUAACACUCUCAUUGGCUGUUGCACUCGAGACGUCAUAGGAUUUUUGACGUCAGGACAGUACUCGUUGUCACGUGGUUAUGGUGUUGGCAUUGGAUAUUGUGCCCUGCCUGGGUUGGCACGAUUGUUGUUAACAGGACUACAGGGAAUAGUACUUGUUCGCAAUACGUUAAGCCAACAGUAUAGAUUUGCUUAUCUGUCUAUUAUUUGACCUCCUUGUAUAGUUGCAAAUACUGUAAGACUGCAGUCGCUAUCAAAAAGAUAAGAAGGUUAUAAAUACUCUUGACAUUUCUCUCUCUUUCACUUUAAACAGAGACUUUGCCUAUAUGGAUUCUAAACACUCCCUUUCCUGUGGCUUCAUGGGCGUUUAGAAAGGAAUUAUAUAUUGUAAAGGUUACACGUUUGUGAGGCUAAAAGCAGAAAUAUAUUUUUAUGUGAACACGUGAUUUUCAUAUAGAGUUAUAUUUUCUAUAAAUUCGAGGGAAAAAAAUCGAGCACAAAUAAAGCAGAAAAACAAUGGAUGAAAAAAAAAAUCCCACAAAAGAACGUUCAAAACCCUCCCCUCAAAAAUCUAAUGACCUUUCCCUAACUGUUAAAUGGUCAUGACAUUGUCUGGGAUAGCGAAUACAAUUUGCGAAUGUCAGUCGUGAUAUGCACAAAAGAAUCUAAAGGUCCUGUUAUUUGGUGUCUAAGAUGAUGGCGGCCAUUGCAUCCAAUCAGACGUCCACUUUUUAGUCCUCUCACGUUAAAUCGACUCUA
Messenger RNA from Exaiptasia diaphana, 3110 nucleotides. RefSeq names its product ribonucleases P/MRP protein subunit POP1. Gene Ontology annotation, biological process: tRNA 5'-leader removal. The record is from RefSeq and is a predicted model, not a curated record. The transcript has 7 exons. NCBI's taxonomy places the organism in Eukaryota, Metazoa, Cnidaria, Anthozoa, Actiniaria, Aiptasiidae. Bases 1 to 2562 code for a protein of 853 amino acids. Gene Ontology annotation, cellular component: nucleolar ribonuclease P complex; ribonuclease MRP complex.